Polyodon spathula (Mississippi paddlefish) is the source of this 1790-nucleotide messenger RNA. Its product is annotated as tetraspanin-36-like. Bases 154 to 903 code for a protein of 249 amino acids. The record is from RefSeq and is a predicted model, not a curated record. Gene Ontology annotation, cellular component: membrane. Gene Ontology annotation, biological process: regulation of vascular endothelial growth factor signaling pathway; protein maturation; protein localization to plasma membrane. The transcript has 7 exons. NCBI's taxonomy places the organism in Eukaryota, Metazoa, Chordata, Actinopteri, Acipenseriformes, Polyodontidae.
CUCAGAUUCAAGCUGGUCCGGUGCUGUUGAGUUCACACAAUUUAACAAGGGAGUGUCGGUAUAAAACUUUACUUUUCAGGAGCCGAGUUUACUGCGUACAUCAUUAUCAAGCACACAGUUUUACUGUAGUUUGCGCAGCUUUACGAAUCGACAAUGGACUGUGGAAUAAUAACUUCUAAAUCUGUUUUACUUUUUCUCAGUGUAAUAUUCUGGGUUGCAGGUGCCGCUCUUUCUUACGUGGGUUCCUAUGUAUUUAUCAGCUACAAACACUAUGGCAACUUCCUGGAAGACAAAUACACCCUGCUCCCUGCAGGAGUCAUCAUUGCUGUUGCCACGGUGAUGUUCAUCAUCGGAAUUAUUGGCUGUUGCGCUACACUACGGGAGUCCCGCGUUGGACUGGGUUUUUUCCUGGUCAUUAUCCUGCUCAUUUUUGCUGCUGAAGUUGCUGCCUUUGUGCUUGCAGUCGUCUACCAGGGACGGAUAAAAAGUGAUGUUGAGAGGUCAAUGAAUGAUGUAUUCCAGAAGUAUAAUGGGAAUAAUGCUGAAAGCAGGGCAGUGGAUUACUUGCAACAACAGGUGCAGUGCUGUGGAGUCAAUAGCUACCUUGACUGGAAUACCACUCAGUGGUACAACUCCACUGGUAACCACUCUGUGCCUGAGAGCUGCUGCAAACAGGGCUUUACUAACUGCACCGGGAGCAUGGACCAAACAGAAAACAUCUACACUCUGGGCUGUGAAUCCAAGCUGGCGCGCAUCCUGCAAGAUGUGCUGAGCUAUGCCAUGCUGGUGAUCCUGGGAUUUGCCAUUAUCAAGUUUUUCGGGAUGCUGAGUGUGUGUGUGAUCACAUGCAGGAACAGGAGACAGCAUGAAUAUCAGCCUUUGUAUUCAGGAACGAAUGCAUAAAGAGUGUUGAGAGCCUCAGAUGAUGGCGCCCAAAGCUGUUCUCUUCUUUUUAUUGAGGGACACAUACUGUACAUGGCAUCCAACAUGUUUGAUACAGCUGUUGUAGUUAUACAGCUAUUGUAGAGUUAUUGCCUUCUUCAAACUAGCUUAAGAAAAAGAGGAAGAUCUUCUGGUUGCUUCAUUUGCAGUUCUCUUUCUGUUGACCUUUUUUUUUUUUUUAAGAUGACUGCAAAUGAUACAAAGUGAAUCUACCCAACAAGAAGAAUACGUUAGUUAAGAUAACUGAUAUUUCCCACCCAUGCCAAGUUGCACUUAAAAUGGCUCCAGUAUUGAAAGUGGUCCUCCUCUACAGUGUACCUACUUGUAAGCUGUGAUGAAUUGUUUGUGGGACUGGGGUUGUCUGGGCCUAUAUAGCUUGUAACUAUGUACGUAUGGUUUUCUAAUAGAAAUUGUGUUAUAACAUUGGAAAUUGUGAAGUUUUAUAUAAAGGGGUUAAUAACCGCUGCAAGACAGACCGUUCCAUUUGUUUGCAUAUAAUAUCAUGGGCACAUUUUCUUCACAAUUCCUGAAGUUGGACAAGUUGCUAUUGCCUUAGGAAUGCAUUAGUUUUUAAUAAGGAAACAUAUUUUGGACAUAUUUAAUUUCUUGACAUGUUUAGCUUGGUCUUAAUACAUUGUAUGCAAAUGUUACACAUUAGUAAUGGAGUUGUAAGCACGUGCACACAUUUAUUUCUUUAAAAAAAAUUUUUUUAAAAUUACAUAGAGAAAUAUAAUGAAUCCCGUUUAGAUAUGAAUUAUGAAACUUAAUUGUUUUUGCUUACUUUCCUAGCAUUUGAUUGACCAGUGUGUACUUAACACAACAAAAAAAUCAAUAAACUUUACAGACUA